Molecule: messenger RNA, 1654 nt
Organism: Radiomyces spectabilis
Lineage: Eukaryota; Fungi; Mucoromycota; Mucoromycetes; Mucorales; Radiomycetaceae
Product: acyl-CoA N-acyltransferase
Exons: 6
Coding region: 434-1630 (398 amino acids)
Biological process (GO): regulation of DNA-templated transcription
Molecular function (GO): histone acetyltransferase activity
Source: RefSeq, a predicted model, not a curated record
CCUCCUUCUUCAAUACUGUCAUUCUCCAACAACCUUUUCAUGACCACAGGAAAAAAGGCGAACAAGAUCGCAAAGUCUAAAUCAAAUACAUAUGCGAAAGGAAAAGCACGCAGAAUACACAGCACUACCACCGAACCUGCAAGGAAAAUCAAUGCUGUCCCUACCAAGCAUCCACCAUUAUACUCAUCUUUGGAGGCUUUGUACCAUAAUCUGUCACCUCUGAACACAACUUUUGGCAUGCCAUACGCACGAGGACUUCCUGUUCGUAAAAGCAUCGAUCGUUUCGAGAACGCUAGACUAUUAGCAGAGGUUAGUCGGAAAAAAAAGACGCGUCCGUCACCCGCCGAUGAAUAGCUGGCGACCGUGCCAUGUCGAGAGGCUUAAUCAAGAUCGAAUGUUGUAGGCACAACGUACUGAUGUAUCUGCUGAAAAAAUGCAAACUUCCCACAAAGAUGACACGUCUGCAGCAACGAGUUCGCGGCAUGAUCAAUCCAGUUUAUCAAACUCCGCGAAAACUACUUCCUCGAAAGUUCAACGGCGGGUGCUGCGACGACGUCAUGAUACUAAGCCUAUACUUCCUAUGGAGCCACUUUCCAUCCGAUUAUCCCGCAGUUCAUCAAUCAAUCAGAUCAAAUGUCAAAAAGAGCCGGGGCAGAUUCGUAAAGUGAAGAUUGGUCCGUAUUUGAUUGAUGUAUGGUACCUUGCGCCUUAUCCCGAAGAGUACAGUCAGCUUGAAACUUUGUAUAUAUGCGAGUUCUGUCUCAAAUACAUGAAGAGCGCCUUUGUUGCUAAACGACACAAAAUCAAAUGUACCAUGAAACACCCUCCAGGCGAUGAGAUAUAUCGCGAUGGUCACUUAUCAAUAUUCGAAGUGGACGGCCGCAAAAAUAAGAUCUAUUGUCAAAAUCUUUGUUUACUGGCGAAAAUGUUCCUGGAUCAUAAAACCCUAUAUUACGAUGUGGAGCCAUUUUUAUUCUACAUUCUUACAGAAAUGGAUGAAAAUGGUUGCCAUUUUGUAGGUUAUUUUUCCAAAGAAAAGAAAUCAUUGUUAGACUAUAAUCUAUCUUGUAUCAUGACGUUACCUGCGCAUCAACGUAAAGGCUAUGGGCAGUUCCUUAUUGAUUUUAGUUAUCUGCUUUCGCGCAAAGAAGGUAAAAUCGGAUCUCCGGAGAAGCCGCUUUCUGACCUGGGACUGCUGAGCUACCGAAAGUAUUGGAAAAAUACUCUGAGACGAGAGCUACGGGAACAAAAAGAUUCGGUUACCAUUGAAGAAUUGAGUCGACGAACAUGUAUGACCGUAGAUGAUGUGAUAUCAACACUAGAACUCAACAACAUGCUUCAACGGCAGGCGAGCGGGCAAUAUGAAAUUAUAAUGGACGAUGAGACCGGUCACGGGAAUGGAGGCAACCAGCACCUAGUCGCUAAACCGGAAUUGUUGACUUGGGUACCCUAUAUGGCAGCAGUCAAAGGAGAUGCAGGCGUCUUGAACGUACCACGAGAACCGACCAUGACAGCCGCGGCAGCCGCGGCGGCGUCCGGUUCCCCAGUGGCUGCUCACCCACAUGUUCGUCAAACAUCUAUACCCAGUCGUAGAGGAAGACCGCGAAAAUAUCCCAAGACUCCAACCUAAAAAAAAAAAAAACCAAAAAAAAAA